Klebsormidium nitens is the source of this 1926-nucleotide messenger RNA. The record is from the annotation of a GenBank genome assembly. Lineage: Eukaryota; Viridiplantae; Streptophyta; Klebsormidiophyceae; Klebsormidiales; Klebsormidiaceae.
AUGGCUGCGCGAAUGUCUGCGGCCGCGUUCGAGGUGCGCUUCAGAGAGGAGUUUGACGUUGGAACCGGCAAGCGGAAGCUGAAGUGCAGAUCUCGAAAACCAAUCGCAGAGCUUCACGAAAGUGACGAGCACCUCGUCGACAUCCUGCGCGGGCGGGGUGAUGGCAGCCGGAAGUUUCCAGACAGUUGCUCGGUGGAGCGGGUGGAGGCGCUGGUCUGCUUGGGGUGCGGGCGGCAGAUGGAGGAUAGCGAGGGGACGACGGUCGAUGGGACCAUUUUCCACCUCCUUGCUCCGGUGCCGACGCGCGUGGAGGUGUGGUCAUGCAACUGCGGCAGAACUUGGCACUACGAUGGGCGGGGUGACGGCGUCUUGAACUUCAACGACAAGUACCUGUUCUCCUACGAACUCUUGAAUUGGUACAGCAACCAGAUGUGGCGGACGAAGUACCCCUUCUACACGAUGUGGCAGGCGGUGCUGUCCAUGUACGCCGGCUCCGGGCUGCCCCCCGCCACUCUCCAAAGAUUCGUCAACCUCCGCUCCACGUUCCAAGACGCCUGGAUGGACUACAUAACCCUCCAGGACAUCGACUACGACACGUCUUUCAAGUGCGCAUGCCCGCACCCCGUUGGAGCGGCGCCUGAGCCCGAGUGCGUCAUUGGGGACGGCAUCAUGCUGGGGUACCGGGGGGACCUCAGCUUCCUCGUGUCCCCGUACGAGGCUGUCGAGGGGCCACUCAAAACGGGCUCCCUACAUCAAAAGCGGAUCUUCGUGAACGACAACGUGUGCCGAGACCUUCUCCUCAAGUUUGCUCGGCCAGUCGGAAAAGCGGGGGCGGGUCUAACGGAAGUAGAACUGGGGGGUCUGGAGACAACAGUCGCCGCCGCCUCAUUUUCGUCCCUGCGCUUCCUCCUCAAAACCCCCGAGCUGGAGAACGGAAGAUACCACAGCUCCCCCAUGUGCCGAGAGUUGCUUUUUGGGCUUGCAACGAAGAGCCCGGUUUGCGCAAUUCUGCCCGCGGAGGUCGAGCCAAUCGUAGAGCAUCUCCUCGAGAACGAAAGUCACUUCUUUCCAGACCUCGGGCAAGCCAGGCAACUCGCUGCUCGGGCCCCCGUUCUAUUCGACUUCGUGCGAGCUCAGCAUUCUGUAAGCGGGGGCCGUCUAACGGAUGAGUGCCUCCAGCUGUUAAGAGACCUGCUUAGGGUUGCGCGCCAAGCCUAUGUGGAGGAGCCACUAGCAGAGGUGGAAAAGCUGAAGAAGAAGAAGCUUCGGGACAACGAUGCGGCUGCGGGCGAUCCGAAUGGCGGGCGAACACCAAAAGACUGGUCCGACGAGGAAGCAUUUCUCCGGACCGGCCACUACUUUCCGAACCAGCCCAUCUGGCGCCCUCUUCAGAGGUACGCCGCCGACUACUUCAGCCAGAAAGUGGGGCCCACGUGCACGAAGUUCAAGGGCAAGCAUAAGAACGUGACCCCGGGGAUGUACCCCUUUUUCUGCACGGGGUGCAGCAAGUGCGUUGGGUUUGUCGUCCUCUCGGCAGCGGAGUCCCCGAGGGUGGUGUUCGAAGUGCUGUUCUGCCGGUGGCGACGGCUGAAAAUGUUUAUUUACGAUAACGUAUGCCAUCUCCAUACUUACGCUCUUAACAGAGAAGCGUCGUGGGCAGCUAGCGUGCAGUGGCUCAUCGACUGGAUGCACACAGUGAACCAUAAGGAGUGCAGUCCGGCUUACGGCAUCGCUAGGUACUCAAUCUUGCACAACAAGAAUUCACAGCUGUCCGAACAGAAGAAUUCUAGGCUCGUCUGCAUGAAAGCGCAAGCGGCGUUCAUGGGACAAGGCACGUUUUUACACUACGGACGAUACUUUCUGCACUGCUUGAAUAGGCAAAUAGAUCUCGGAGACCUGCCUGUACUGCCACACCUUAGAAACUAG